GCGCCCCGGCGGCCUGGGCGCUCGAGGGCUGGAGCUGCGGGCGGCGCUAGCCGGUCGGAUCCGAGCCUCGCCGGGCUGCUCCAGCCGGGCUCGGCUACACACUCUGGCCGCCGGGGCCGGAGCCCUCAUGAGCCCGGACGAUGUCCGGGAAGCACUACAAAGGUCCUGAAGUCAGUUGCUGCAUUAAAUACUUCAUUUUUGGCUUCAAUGUCAUAUUCUGGUUUUUAGGAAUAACAUUCCUGGGAAUUGGACUGUGGGCAUGGAAUGAAAAAGGAGUUCUGUCCAACAUCUCUUCGAUUACCGACCUUGGCGGCUUUGACCCAGUGUGGCUCUUCCUUGUGGUAGGAGGUGUGAUGUUCAUCUUGGGGUUUGCAGGGUGCAUUGGAGCUCUGCGGGAGAACACCUUCCUCCUUAAGUUUUUUUCUGUGUUCCUGGGAAUUAUUUUCUUCCUGGAGCUCACUGCUGGGGUUUUGGCAUUUGUUUUCAAAGACUGGAUCAAAGACCAGCUGUAUUUCUUUAUAAACAACAACAUCAGAGCAUACAGGGAUGACAUUGAUUUGCAAAACCUCAUAGACUUCACCCAGGAAUAUUGGCAGUGCUGUGGGGCUUUUGGAGCUGAUGAUUGGAACCUAAAUAUUUACUUCAAUUGCACAGAUUCCAAUGCAAGUCGAGAGCGAUGUGGCGUGCCGUUCUCGUGCUGCACUAAAGACCCAGCGGAAGAUGUCAUCAACACUCAGUGUGGCUAUGACGCCAGGCAGAAACCAGAAGUUGACCAGCAGAUCGUAAUCUACACAAAAGGCUGUGUGCCCCAGUUUGAGAAGUGGCUACAGGACAAUUUAACUAUCGUGGCUGGCAUCUUCAUAGGCAUUGCACUGCUGCAGAUUUUUGGAAUAUGCCUGGCCCAGAACUUGGUUAGUGACAUUGAAGCUGUCCGGGCCAGCUGGUAGACCCUGCGCAGCCCUUGCAAGACUCAGGACUGUCCCAGUCUUGCAGUGACACCCAGACCUCAAGGAUCAGUCACCGAGGCAACCUGUGCCUGCCUACUGGAGCUGCCAAAAACUUAUUUUUUUUGGAGGGGGGUGUUAAAACUGGGAAAUGCUGCUCGCUGACAGAAUUUUUUUAAAAAUCCAGUCUGAAAGCUGUUGCGCCAUGAAUCUCUACUGUAGCCAUGAAUUUACAGGUGAACGGAUGUCUGCCAGAAAGGAAGAGAAGGGAAGGUGGGCCCACAUUGACUUGAAUUUGUGGAGAAACCCAUCCUUUCUGCCCGUUGGUGACUGAGGGUAGGAAGGGCUGGGCUUGCUGGUCAGCCCUUCACCAGGUGGGCAGUGGUGCUGGGCAUCUUUCUGUCCACUGUAAGAAACUGCUGCACUCUCAGCUGAAAAAGAGCACAGCAUGCCUGUGGGUCCAGAUCCUGCUGUCCUGUAGGCGCACUAAUUUGGGUGGCCUUGUGCUCUGUCCUGAAUCAUGGCCUUCCAGGAAGUUACGUAUUCUGUGUCCACCAACAGCAGGGCAUCAGAGACUUCAUGACACUGUAUUCCAGCAGGACUGAUCUUUUCUCUAAGUAGGCCUGAGUUUUAUUUAUCAUUGCAAUCCAAGGAGAAAAUGAGGUUACUGAGAGGUAUGAAUUAAACACUCCACCCCUACCCCACCCAACUAGUGGUUGGAUUCUUUGGAAUACUCCUGUUGGUGGGUUUUUUGUUUGUUUUUGUUUCCCAAAGGUGAAAGGUAGGAUAUGGUUCUUCUUAAGUUUUGCAGAUGUUUUUUUUAUUUAACUGGGCUCUUCUUUUUUUGUUGUUGUAUGUUUAACUUGCAUGACCGGUGAAUCUGAAUCCACCAUCUCUCUCCCUCCCUUGCCAUCUUUCUAAAGACAUUUAAAAGUGAGAGCAGGUAUUUGUCUCACGGGUCAUGGUCUCAAGAGGAUGUGGCUAUUGUCGCAGCCUGGACAGGAUGAGCCUGGCUCUGCCUUCCCUCCCUGGGUUACGCUCAGUGGCCUCUUCUGAACCUUCCCCUCUGUCUCUGAAUGGAAUUAAACCCAACUCCAGUAUAGUGUUGACACAGUCAGAUGCUUCUAAUAUGUUUUCUUCAUCUUCAAGAUUUAGUUGGAUUUUUUAAAAAAGUGUAUGGCCACAGCUCCUCUGUCCUAAAGUCGCCACCAGGGUGGGAACAAAGCACAAACCCUCUGGAGCAGAUGUAGAGGAGCUGGAGGGCGUUCUGUCACCCAAGGUGGGGAGCCACUCUAGGUGCUGCCAGCCCUGCCCCUCUCCUGGAAGGGCCCAUUUCAACCCCCAUUUUAAAUUCAACUGGUGCCCACUGGUGUCCUCCUGUGGAGUGUGUGUGGAACACUGGGAAAACCAUACCAUAUUUCACACCGGUGCCACAUUUGCCAGCUGUAACUGGGCAGCAAGCUGGCAUAAUUAAUGGGAAUUGAGCAGAUUCAUCUCUGUUUAGAGAGAAGACAGAAGUCCUCUGCAGUCUCCUCUCUACACCUGGGAUGUGUGUGUGACUGCUUGUGUAUGCUUGUCUCUGUAGGUAGAGGUGUUUGUUUCACAUUCUGGGUGUAGAGAGGAUCUUCCUUCACUCCGGCCCACAGCACAGUGGGCAUUCUGUAAUGUCCCUCCAACAUGGAGAAGGCCGAGCUGUCUGGUUGGUACUUUGUCUUUUUAUUACCUUGUUCUCCAGGGAACUCCAUCUGACCAGUUGCUUCAGUCAGGCAGGCUCCCCGCCCUUUGGCACAUCCAGUCUAGGCCAAACAGCAAGUACAAGUGAGUUUUAAAUUUUAAUUAAUCUUUUAUUUUUUACACUCGAGAGUGAUUGUAAUAAAGGUGGCCAUUAAUAAACUUGGUUCUACUUUCCAUGGA
Molecule: messenger RNA, 2858 nt
Organism: Octodon degus (degu)
Lineage: Eukaryota; Metazoa; Chordata; Mammalia; Rodentia; Octodontidae
Gene: Tspan5
Product: tetraspanin 5
Exons: 8
Coding region: 141-947 (268 amino acids)
Biological process (GO): protein localization to plasma membrane; regulation of vascular endothelial growth factor signaling pathway; protein maturation
Cellular component (GO): membrane
Source: RefSeq, a predicted model, not a curated record